Epinephelus moara (kelp grouper) is the source of this 509-nucleotide messenger RNA. It is a transcript of the gene rpl31, whose product is annotated as ribosomal protein L31. The coding region runs from base 103 to 477 and encodes 124 amino acids. The transcript has 5 exons. Gene Ontology annotation, molecular function: structural constituent of ribosome. NCBI's taxonomy places the organism in Eukaryota, Metazoa, Chordata, Actinopteri, Perciformes, Serranidae. The record is from RefSeq and is a predicted model, not a curated record. Gene Ontology annotation, biological process: cytoplasmic translation. Gene Ontology annotation, cellular component: ribosome; cytosolic large ribosomal subunit.
GAAGUUGUGACGGACAUCAUUAUAUAACGGACAACUUUCCUUUACCCAGGAUCCUCUGCUUUAAGUCCGUCCUUCCGACUUCCGCCUCAUCUACGAGCCGAAAUGGCCCCAACCAAGAAAGGAGAGAAAAAGAAGGGGCGUUCAGCCAUCAACGAGGUGGUGACCAGAGAGUACACCAUCAAUGUGCACAAGCGCAUCCAUGGAGUGGGCUUCAAGAGGAGGGCCCCCCGCGCCAUCAAGGAGAUCCGCAAGUUCGCCGUGAAGGAGAUGGGAACUCCUGAUGUGCGCAUUGAUACUCGCCUCAACAAGGCAGUGUGGAGCAAGGGUGUCAGGAAUGUGCCGUACAGGAUACGCGUGCGGCUGUCCAGGAAGCGUAACGAAGACGAGGACUCCCCCAACAAGCUGUACACCCUGGUCACAUACGUUCCUGUCACUACAUGCAAAGGUCUGCAGACAGUCAAUGUUGAUGAAAACUAAAAUCUGAGAGUCGAAUAAAAGAGUUAAAGAAA